AUAAAGCAACGACCUGUAGAAUUAAUUAAUCACAUAAGUUCAAACAAACAGCUGUAGUUUGUAACUCAGUGCUUCCAUUCCACUUGUUGCACCCACUUUCAAAAAGUUUGGCGUUAUUUGUGCUGUGCUGUUCACCUGUUUGUGAGAAAGUAAACUUCAUUCAAAUCAGACAUUUACAAAGAAAUAGUAUUCACGUUAUCAAUUUACCGUUAUUGUUGACGUUAAAAUCAUAGAUUACUGUGUGGUUUGCGCUUAAUAAAUGCUUGUAUUUAGCUUCGUUACGAUGCACCUGCAAUCGAGUGCAUUACAUCAAUGCAACCAGUGUUAGUGUUAUGAAUUAUUUGUUGUUAUAAUAUGAUUUUGACAUGAUUGAACGGGAAAAUAAAGAAUUGUGUUUAUCUUUACCUACAUGCUCGCUCAUUUUGAGCAGGUAAAUAAAUCGAACCCAUCGAAACAGUCAUCAGACCCGAAAAUGACUCAUACGUGGUCACUGGCAAGAAGAUAUUGUUUUGUUUUUGUGAAAAUUCCGUACUGAUGACUGUGCUUGAGAAUUUUAGAAAAAAAAUUGGUGUUGUGACUGUAGUGUCCUGUGAAGAGGUGUUCUUUAUUUAAAUUUUCAAACCAAGAAAUUUGCCGAUGUAUUGGAGAGUGCCAGUAUUUUGUAUUUAAAAUGAGUGAAUAAAAUGGCCCAAAAUUCAAUGGAUUCAGACAGAUUAUCUUCUGCUGGUAUUUCAACACAUAGCUCCGGUACUGCAGGCACUGUUGGAGGGUCUGUUAUAGGUGUGAGAGUGGGAGAUCCAAAUCAUAAGAGAGAAAAUGAAAAUGAAUACAAUUUAGGACCAUUGCCACCAAUGUGGGAAAAAGCAUUUACACCAUCAGGGGAAACAUAUUUCAUUGACCACAACACUGGCACCUCUCACUGGUUGGACCCUCGGUUAGCGAGAGUAAGGAAACAUUCCCUGGGUGAAUGUGGUGAGGAUGAACUACCAUAUGGAUGGGAGCGUGUCACGGAUGAAAGAUAUGGCUCUUACUAUGUGGACCAUAUAAAUAGAAGAACACAGUAUGAAAACCCAGUGCUUCAGGCCAGGAGGUUGAGGGCUGAAAAAUUAGCUGCAGAAAAUGGCGGCAGCAGUCAACCAAACGGCGCAACGCCCACAGGAGAGCUUCGCGGCGAUAGAUUCACUCUCACACUUACGAAAAGCACACAGGGCUUGGGUUUCACGUUAAUUGGAGCGGAAGGUAUACCCGAGACGGAAGGCUAUCUACAGAUUCGCAGCAUCGUACCGCACAGUCCUGCCUGGAUAGAUGGCGCGCUCCGGCCAGGAGACGUAGUGGUGGGCGUUGGAUCGCGUGCAGUCCGCGGCCUCACGCAGGCGCAGGUGGCGCAGAUGUUCCAGUCCAUUGCACCCGGAACUGACGUCACGCUGCACCUCGUACGCGGUUACCCUUUGUCGUUCGACUCUGAAGAUCCAAACACGCGAGUGUUAAGCACGCGCGCCGUCGAUGCCAACACACCGCCUACUUCCGAUGCUGUGGCCAUGCAGCAGCUCACUAGGGCGCUACGGACCAGAUUCAACCUGGAUUCACCGAAUCAUGUGGAAGCCAGUCCCGGAGAGGACGAGCCGGACAACGGACAGUCCGGACAAAGCGCGGGCCAGCGGCGGCUCAUGUCCAGAUCGUUCGACUUGGACGAGCUGCCCACCACACAGUCCGUGGUCGCCCCGCCACGGUGCUCCUCCGCUGAUCACCUUCUCUCCCUAUCGCAGGAGGGCGGGGCGGGCGCGGGGUGCGGGGCGGGCGCGGGCGCGGGGCCGGCGGCGGGGCUGGGCCCGGGCGGCCGGGAGCUGCGCGUGCGGCUGCGGCGCGGCGCGGCUGGGUUCGGGUUCACCAUCGCCGACAGUGUGCAUGGACAGAAGGUCAAGAAGGUAUUGGAUCGUAGUCGCUGUGCAGGACUACGGGAAGGUGAUCUCUUACUGCAGAUCGGUGAUACUGACGUGAGACACUCGCCGCACCAGCGUGUAGUACAAGUGCUGAAGGAGUGUCCCCCGCUGCAGGAGACGUCGCUGCGCGUGUGGCGCCGCCCCCCGCCCCGCGCGCGCUCCGCCACCAGGCUGCACCGCGACCACUCGCCCGCAAAUAACAACCAAUUGGGCAGAAGUAAAACACCAACCGCUGAACAACUGAGAUCUGGACUACAACAAGACAGCAUGCGUGAUAUGAUGAACGGCAUGGACUCUGUCGAAGCUACAUACGCAGUUCCAGAACAUAAAGGACGAGAACGGGAGAGUCUUAUCGACCGACGACGGCGCAGUAGCACCCCAGGGGGUCGACUGACCCUUCCUGUAGUUACCCCAUGGACCGAACCACAGAAUGACAACCAAUGGUGCCAACCUGAACGAGAAACCUGGGUUGAUAACUCCAACAAUAUUCGAAACUGGGCUGAGAAUACCCAAACUUGGGACGAGAAUGGACAAAAGUGGGAUGUAAAUGGACAGAAGUGGGACGUAAAUGGACAGAAGUGGGAUGAAGGGGUGAACAGUGUGGGUUGGGAUGGAAACCCGGAGAGGUGGAAUGGGAAUUGGGGGGAAGUGCCAACACCGACAGUGCAUGUUGAUAUGAAUGCUGCAUACUGUAGGAGUAAUGCAAGUGUUGCAGAUAGCAGUGAUAAUGGUGGUUUCCAAGAGGAAGGUCGUGUUCAGUCCCCGGCGGUCGCUCUGGGCAACUCUCACGCCGCACUUCGCAAUGCUCCUGGCGAUUCUCACAACCAUACAGGCCACCUUCGAAGCCAUUCACCUUCAAAUAACAGCACUACGACAGACCAACUGCUGGCCAACUCGCCCUCCGCGCGGCUCCAAAGUCAAUCUCCGUCCAAUAAUUCCUCCAAUAGCAGGAUCAAAGGAUCACCGCUAAGGUUGCGGUCAACGUCUCCGUCGCGCCGUAUGCAUUCCCCGGCGUGCUACGAACCCGAGCCACUCCCUCAUCCUGCGCCACUCUACGUUGCCAACUACCAGCAGCAAUACCCCGAGGCGGCGGACCCGAACGCCGACGUAGUGGUGCGGCUGGCGCGCGGCGCCGCAGGGUUCGGGUUUAGGAUCGUCGGCGGCACCGAGGACGGCUCCAGGGUCGCCGUCGGAUACGUCGUGCCAGGCGGUCCGGCGGCAGGGUUACUGCGUGCAGGAGAUCUGCUGACGUCGGUGGACGGGCGGCCGCUGGGCGGCGCCUCGCACGCGCGCGCCGUCGCCUGCGUCGCGCGCGCCGCCGCCCGCGGACACGUAACACUCGGCGUUAGACACAAUCGCGCCGAUAUACAACCAAUGGGACUCCCCACUGUGGUGGCGCCACAUCCCCAUCAACCUCUACUUACGGCGGACCCAUCGAUGCACCAAAUGGCUCCAGCUGCAUACAACAUACUGCACCCCGCGCCGAUGUACCCGCCCCCACAUGGACCCAUGUACGGCGUACAAUACGAUGGUGCAGUGGGAGGAUGGGCGCCCGUGCCAUAUGACGUCACCGUCACCAGAACAGAGGGCGAAGGCUUCGGAUUCGUCGUCAUCUCCUCCACCAACAAGGCUACCAGCACCAUCGGUCAGUUGAUCCCCAACUCGCCAGCAUCCCGAUGUGGCCUCCUACACGUCGGAGACACCAUCGUGGCCAUCAACCGGAUACCGAUCAGGAACCUGCCUCAUCCGGAAGUGGUGGCGCUGAUCAAACACUCGGGCACAACGGUCACACUUACCGUUCUACCGCCGGACGGUCGAGUUGAUUGAACAGUCGGUAUUUAUAAUUAUAGAUCAAUCAUGGUCAUAUAAUGUUGUAGUGACUUCAAAAUGGAUCUACCACCAUUGUUAUAGAGCUUUAUAUUCUUUGACAAACCUAUUCAGAAGUAUUUUAAUUUAUUUACUUCAGGCAAAUUAAUAUUAUUUAUAUAACAAUAUCGACUCAUAUUAUAUGUACCUUAAGAAGUAACAUAUAUAGAAAAUAAUAAAAUAUUAAUAACGUCUUUAUGGUCACCAUACUCACU
Messenger RNA from Achroia grisella, 4021 nucleotides. RefSeq names its product membrane-associated guanylate kinase, WW and PDZ domain-containing protein 2-like (gene Magi). The transcript has 21 exons. Lineage: Eukaryota; Metazoa; Arthropoda; Insecta; Lepidoptera; Pyralidae. The record is from RefSeq and is a predicted model, not a curated record. Gene Ontology annotation, molecular function: protein binding. Gene Ontology annotation, cellular component: cytoplasm. The coding region runs from base 684 to 3767 and encodes 1027 amino acids. Gene Ontology annotation, biological process: signal transduction.